This is a messenger RNA of Penicillium brevicompactum, 264 nucleotides long. RefSeq names its product Tim10/DDP family zinc finger protein. The record is from RefSeq and is a predicted model, not a curated record. Bases 1 to 264 code for a protein of 87 amino acids. NCBI's taxonomy places the organism in Eukaryota, Fungi, Ascomycota, Eurotiomycetes, Eurotiales, Aspergillaceae. The transcript has 2 exons.
AUGGAGCAGAACAUCGACCUCACCAAGCUGUCGGACACCGACAAGAAGGAGCUCAACCAGGUCCUCACCAAUGAAGCCCAGAAGAGCAACAUUCAGCAGACCGUCCACCACCUGAACGAAGUUUGCUGGCAAAAGUGUGUCACCAGCAAGAUCUCCUCCGGCGCCCUCGAUAAGUCCGAGGAGGCUUGCGCGCAGAACUGCGUUGAGCGGUGGAUGGACUCCAGCCUGGCUAUUCUAUCUAAGCUGGAUAACAUGCGCCACUAA